CGGCUGUUGUUCCUUUCGUAUCAUCCUUCAGGAAUGCAGAUAUGGGAUUGUACCGACCUCAGCUCGGUCACGGAACUCCUAAAUCUGCCAUCCGAGUCUGUACGGCAACUCAUCAGUAAUGACUCGAACCCAAAUGAAGACUUACUGGACGUGGCCGUUGCAUAUGCAGGGAUAAUACCAGGAGGUCCACUUGAAGAAACAAGUCCAAUGUUGGGAAUACUGUUAGUUGUAACCCCGACUGAGGACAAACGAGAUCUUGUAGAUGAGGCUUCGGACUCCGUACUGCUCAAUUCCAAGAAUGAAGUUCUUCCAGAAUCUGCUGAUAAUUAUACCUUUUUGUUAAUCUAUUCCCUGGUGGAUCAUCAUAUAACCAAGAGGAUCCGUAUUCCUGGGCUUGCUGUCGGCGGUGGACGAUUUGAAGUUGGCAAUGACUUUGUUGUAGUUAGUACGACCGUCCCUCCAGCUCUACACGUACUCUCUUCAACAACCUUCGACGUGUUGCACCAAAUUCCCUCAAGCGAUAUCCUACCAUUUUGUCACAAAUCUUCGCAUUCAUCUUCACGACGUCACUCGUUUUUGGAAACCACUUCAAAUAUAGUCAACGGCAUAUAUAACAACUAUAACGAACAUUUCAAUGAUAAAUACCACAAUCUAAGCUAUCGCAAUAAUGUAACAUCACCAUCUGUAGAGCAUCAUUUUUCUUCCGACCUUUCUUCAACCUCCCUUGAUGCCACGGGCGAGCAUUAUGGGAGGCAACCAUCUGAUUAUAAUCGCCAAAGACGUGCUACAAUGCAUGGACAGGAUUCGCAGGCAGCGGAGCUUCCGUCCAUGAAUAUACCUGAGACCACUCCCCUGCCUGCUCCCGUAUUUUCUGUUUCUGGUCGUCUGUUGGCCUACGCUUCCUCUCCGGAAGGCAAUACUUCGCUUUCGGUCAACGGAGUCCAACCCCGAACGUCAUCAACGUUAUCUGAUGCGGCAGUAUCAACAGCGUCUGCCUUUGGAUCUACGCUUAGCGCACAAUUGGCUAGUAUUGGAGGCGCAGGAGGUGCAAGUGGCGCACUUGGCGCACUUGGUGGGAUCAGCCAAGCGGACGUGGGUAAUGCCGCGCUCAAGGUUGGUGGAAGUGUCCUGAGUGGAAUGAAAACCUUGGGUGGCUUGGCAUAUAAGAGUGCCGUGGCCGCUGCGACCGAUUCGGGUCCUUAUUCAAGAAUGAAUCGUCAAGGUAGCAAAGGUGGCGCCGCAAUUGGCGGUGGGGUCGGUGGUUUGGCAAAUAGGUUUUUUUCCCGCAGCGCUCCUGCGGCGACGUCUUCAACUGAAGAUCAGGAUCGUCGUUAUUCCACGAGUCCGGCUGGAUCGACGGGUAUUGAUGGAUAUGAAGUCGGGAAAACCAUCAGUGUUGGUCAGGCGAAUGCUCCAGGUUCGAAUCUCCGACCGUCUGCACCACCGCGGACCCUGCCAAUUAUUGAGAACGGUUAUCAUGUCACAGUGUUGGAUCUUGCUCAUUUAACGUCGGAUACGACGUCUCAAACAAGAUCAUCUAAGAACACUAGCUCUCCUGCUGUCGUUAUGCAUUUCGUCGCAUCCAAAUCGCACCCUUUGUCAAAUAUGUGGUUUUCAGCUAGUGGAACGUUGCUCUCGACUGUUUCUAGGGACGGUCAGACCGCUCAAAUAUACGAGAUCAGAACUGAUCCAAUGCAACGAAUUCAUGAGGCAUCGGAAGACCGCAACAUCACCUCUCAUAGCGAAUCGAGAGGAGGUGAUGUUUCACGAUUCUCCCCGCCUCUUCCUAUUAAUAUUCCAACCAUAUCUCCGCCUCCCGUCUAUAAUCUUCGUCGAGGUCGAACUCCCGCUGUAAUAGAUUCGGCAGAUUGGGCCUCAGACGGUCGCUGGUUGGCAAUCGGGACACGGAAACGGACUGUGCAUGUUUUCGCUGUCAAUCCUUAUGGUGGGCCCUCCGAUAUUCCUAGUCACACCACCGGUAGAGUAAAUAAUGUCACCGAAUUGCCAACAAGUCCGACCGAUAUGCAUCCUCUGGUCCGUCUGAGAGUAACCAGAAAUCCGAGGCCGGAUCAACCUCAAGUUCCCCUUGCGUUUACUUUUCUUGAGCCCUCGGUUGAGGAGGAACGUCAAUUGCCCCCAAACCUUCUUCCACCCUUGAGCUCUCCGCACUUACUACCUACACAUCAACAUUCUUACGGAAGUGUCAGCACUGUCAUGUCUUCAUCACCUUCCAUGCGAUCCGAUACGUUGUCGUUGUCUCCUCACCAGCAACUUAGUCCUCAUGGUCGUCCAAGAAACCUCCAGGAUAUUCUUGUUUUUGAUCCCACAGAUGGUAUACUGUCCCUAAGGCGCAUAUAUACUGAUGUCAAAUUCAAACCAAACGAUGGAGCCUCAAUUCUUGGUACGAACUUCGGCUCUAUAGGUAGUACGGGUGCUAGCAGAUCACUACCCGGGACCAACGCUGGCGGACGAUUGAGCGUGUCAACAUCUCCACGAAUAUCCUCUGUGGCAACCACUGGUCUUCCACACUCCAAGGCAGAGAAUGGCGAACUGAUAGGUAGAGAGAACUUUGUCACUUCGUGGAGGUUACGACGCGGGAGAGAUUGGCCCGAGAAAAAAGAAACAUCGAUGAACGACGAAAGAGGUUCAGCAAGGCAAGACACUACUCAUCAGUCCAAUUGGCUAGCACAGGCAGAGCUUUCGACACACUCUGGGUCCACUCGAGUUCUUCCUCGUUCUAUUUAUCUCUCGCAUCAAUUUUCCUUCCGAACUCUAGGGGAGGACUACCAUGCUCUCAUCCGCCGAUAUCAACUCGACCUCACUGGUACUAAGAUUGAAGUUCGCAAGGGGAUCGAAGUGAGCGCGUAUUCUACCGGUCACAGCGAGUCAUUUGUCGAAGGGGGUGGUUUUGCUAUUCAUUACGACCGUCGACGACUGUCAUCGUCUUUCGAUGAGCCCCUCACCUCUGCUUUGACUGGAGGGUUAGAUCAUACACCCGCUCAAUCAGUGCUACCUAUGUUCCCAAAUGGCGCUCCAGGAACUAAACCGCGAUCAUUCAAAAACCACAUCCCCAUCAGAACCAUGACAGGCAUAGGGGACGGAAUGAGCGAAGGUAUUGGGCGUUUUAAACGGGAAAUCAUCAAGGUCCGGUCACCUCAGCAUCUUACCAAUUUGGACAGCAGUGCUUCUGCGUCCGUUCCGCUUGAGUUUGAUGAAGAGGACGAGGACUUCCUGUCCCAUGAAGAGGAAUCAGAUCGUUCUCAGAGUGGUUCUCGUCCAGUCUCGCCAGGUGAACAUCCCCAAGAAUCCAACAACAUACAGGAAGAUGAUAUUUUUGAUGAAGAUCAUGAUCAAUGGCCUGGAUGGGUGGGAGAAGACAGGAAGGCUGUUGAGGAAGCUGAGAUGUUUGAUGAUAUCUCCGCUGUAGGUCUCAUGGAUGAGGAGAUUCAUGCAGGACUGUCAAAUAAGGGCAAGAAUGAGAAACGAAAUCAGUAUUAAGAUUGUAUUUUGAUUGUAUGUACGACUCAUAGGACGCAAUGGAUAUGCCAUAUUGGGCAGCGUAGUUCAUGAGUUCAUCUUCAC
Messenger RNA from Lentinula edodes (shiitake mushroom), 3582 nucleotides. RefSeq lists its product as uncharacterized. Lineage: Eukaryota; Fungi; Basidiomycota; Agaricomycetes; Agaricales; Omphalotaceae. Gene Ontology annotation, molecular function: protein binding. The record is from RefSeq and is a predicted model, not a curated record. Gene Ontology annotation, biological process: autophagy; response to starvation. Gene Ontology annotation, cellular component: cytoplasm. The transcript is spliced from 5 exons. Bases 34 to 3498 code for a protein of 1154 amino acids.